AUGACCGCCAACAACUCUCAGCCAUUUCCCUCCAGCAGUCCUGCGCCGACCGAAUCGUCAAAAUCAACGACUUCGUCUUCUCAUCCACACUAUGCUACUUCAAUUUCCUCCUUCAUGACUGAAGAGGACUCUCGUCACAACGACAUCAACGGCACACGUGCUCUCGGGAAAACCGACUCUGCAGCUACUGUGACCAUCACACCGCCGAAUCAAAAGAGUGGCUCCCGAGUCGCCUCUUGCUUCGGUCAAGGAUGGCACUCAACCAUGCUGUCUCCGUCUUCGGUGAUCAUGGAAGACACUUCUUUCCCUGGACCAAUCGACGGUCCUCGCUCCAGAUCUCCCAGUACUCCAAACCUCCCUUCCGAUGCUCAGAGGGCCGCUGCGUUCAAUCCGGCUCCCGGUGCUGAUCGACGUCUCCUGAAGCAGCAACAGGCGUUCGUGCGAUCUGGCAUCAUCACUGACACCCCUUCCUGCCGUGGUCCAUCCAAUCGUCUCGAUUCGUUCUCCCCCGUCGAAGGGCGCAGUCUCGCACAUUCACCUUCGGAUUCUGUGCUUGUGACGGGCUUCCACGCGAAGAACGAUGGGUUCGGACAGUAUCUGGGGACCAAAGAGAGCCUGGUGGGUCUUGGCUCGAUGGGUCAAGGAAGAAACGUGUACAUUCCCCACUUUAACAAAAGCAUGACGCAACACCAAUUGCACGAGUUCGCUAGGAAAUUCGGCACUGUCAUGUCGGUCAAAAUCAAUAAUGAUCUGGGCCCAUUCCUCUUCCACGAACACGCUUCUGCUUUCAUGAGGUCACUGCUCGCUCUCGGGAUCGACUGCGAAUUCGGCAGAGAAGACUGGAAUACAGAAUACAGAGCAUUAGAAGAUCGUCAGUCAUCCAACAUGUAUAUCCAGGGGCUGGCCCCCGAUGACACCGAUGCCGAUGUACGAGAGCUCGUCAAGCCUGCUGUGAUUGUCUCCUGCAAACGCCUGACCGACUGUCAGGGCAAUCUUCGAGAUAUUUGCAUGGCGAGGGUACAGAGCCGAGAGCAAGCUGAUCAUGUGAUUAGAAAGCUUGAUGGGAAAUCUCAUCCUCGGACCGGGGCCAAACUGUCGUUGCGGAUCGCAGACUCCGAAGCUCAAAAAGAACUGAAAAAGGUCCGUAAUCUGCACACGGGCAAGCCAGGAUCCAAUGAGCAUCUUGGCUUCAGUCACUCGAACUCCUUCGAAGUUCUUCGUGAACCCGCAUACGACUUUUACUCUGGCGAUAUGCAAUCCUCACGAUCGGACUUGGUACUUCGUCAACAACAAUUAUUCGCCGAACUCGAGGCGAUAAGCGCUGCUCUGUCGAACAUUCCCCUCCCCCCCUCGGACUUGCCCCUCACACCUGACACUCCAAGUGCUCCGGCCUAUCACCAUCGCCAUACUUCUUCCAACGCAUCAUAUGAAGUCAGUGGUGGAACAUACACCCAUCGAUUCCCCAACAACCCUUUCACCCCCUGGCCUGCUACGCCCACGGUAUCUCGCACAGUCUCGACUUCUUCCAUGUCUGGCAACACGGCUCUGGGACAUCGUCGCUCCACUGCCACCCUGGCCACCCAAUCUCAUAACCCUGCUCGGCUCCUGUGGGGCGAGGACCGUUGA
Tremella mesenterica DSM 1558 is the source of this 1626-nucleotide messenger RNA. RefSeq lists its product as uncharacterized. Gene Ontology annotation, cellular component: ribonucleoprotein complex. Gene Ontology annotation, molecular function: RNA binding. The transcript is spliced from 9 exons. Lineage: Eukaryota; Fungi; Basidiomycota; Tremellomycetes; Tremellales; Tremellaceae. The record is from RefSeq and is a predicted model, not a curated record. Bases 1 to 1626 code for a protein of 541 amino acids.